AUGCAAGGGGGACCACAUUACAUAGGUGGGGCAGCUUAUAAAUUUGACUGGGUGCAAAUAGGGUGUACAUCAUUGGCUGCUUUGGACAAGCUGGCAGAGAGAGAAGGUAUGAAGGGACCAAUUAGGUAUUACUACAUUAAUGAAGAAGACAUAGCUGUUCAAAUAAAGACCAAUGAAGAACUAAAUCUGGUGGAGAAAGAUAAAUUGUCUACCCAGAGCCAAAGAGAGUUAACUAUUUAUUUUGAUGAUGGUGAUCCACAAGAUUGUGAAAGUCAUGAUAGUUCAUCUGAGUCACAGGGAGGGAUUAACUUGAAAGAUUCAGAUAUUAACCAAAAAGAAGCUAAUGAAACUCAGAAUGUGAAUGAAGCUCAGGAUGUGGAAAGUGAUGGGAGUGUGGAUGAAGACUACAACUUUCUUUCUGAUUCUUCAGAAAAUGAGGAGGAUGACAAUCUAUUCGAUGCAAAUGUUGAGCUUGAAGCAGAUAAUGAAUCUUGUGAAGGUGGUUCAAUUGAAGCAGAUAAUGAUGCUAUCGAAGAAAUGGCAAAUUGGGUGUCUAUGGAAUUUGGAGAAGAUGAAUCUGUGGAGAAUGCUGGCAUUGCAGAGGAGACUCAGAGUCCUCAUGAUGAUGUUCUUAAAGAUACAACAGAAAAUGAGGUUAAUGAAGGUGGUGAACAUCAAAAUGUGGAAAGUGAUGGGAGUGAGGAUGAAGACUAUAAAUUUACUUCUGAUUCUUCAGAGGGUGAGCAUGAUGACCAUGACUACGGGGCCCCCACCGACAUCCCCGAGGCCCCACCCAAGGAGGUUGACCGUUGCAACGGGAUCUUCGUCUCGUACGUGUUCCAGGGCCGGGAGAAGGAGUACCCGCUCGUCAAGAACGUGUCGGCCCAGGCGUGGUCCUUUCAAGGGAUGGUGACCGUGCUCAACGCGGGUUCCGAGGAGCUCAAGUCGUGGCAGGUGUUUGUGGGCUUCCAGCACCACGAGCUGCUGGUGUCGGCCGAAGGGGCUGUGGUCGUCAAUGGGGAUGGAUUCCCCGUUCGGGUUGGGAAGAACGGGACAAUCCUUGCGGGUUACCCGCAGGCUGAUCUUAAAACGGCUAUCGACACGGCUGCGGAUUAUACGCAGAUGCAGGUGCAGGUUAAUCUCAAGGGGACCAUGUUUGGGGUCGGCGCUAAGGCUACACCUAUGCCCCGCGCGCUCAGGCUCGUCAACGAAGGGUAUAAAUGUCCUGCUGCCGACCGUAAAU
This is a messenger RNA of Striga hermonthica, 1243 nucleotides long. The record is from the annotation of a GenBank genome assembly. NCBI's taxonomy places the organism in Eukaryota, Viridiplantae, Streptophyta, Magnoliopsida, Lamiales, Orobanchaceae.